CUAACACUGAGAGAAGGAUGAUGAAACGAGCUGCAAAGUCUAAACCGAUGACUGGGAAGUUCGUCCGAACCGAACCGAUCUAAUGGAACUUGACAGCGCUAAUUAAUGGUUGAUGUCCUCGUAAGUUGUGUUCGCAGAGACCCGUGCUCUCAAGGUACAAUGGUGGAUUGGUGGUCCAGGUAAGUGAGCACUUCUGCUGCUCUGGUUUCAAUCUCUCUCUCUCUCUCUCUCACAUUGCGGAGAACGAAGGAAGAAGAAGGCGUUAUGAUUUCUGCUCAGUUGCACAGUGCACAGCCAUGGACGCUUCCUCCUCCUCCUUCUCGGGUUCGAAGACCCUGUCAAUUCUCAUCUGUUCAUGGCAAGAGGAGAUUUAUGCCCCACAGACAUGGCUUGUUCAAAUCUUCAGCAUUACACGCGCAUUGUCUUAAAGAAAACAGUGAAGGUAGAUGGCAGGCUAAAUCUUACCAAUCAGAAAAUAAAUCAGAUUUGAGCACAAAUGUUAGUGUUCCAGAAAGCAUGGAUGCAACGUGCACUGUUAUAGAGAAGAUUAAUGAUAAUAUCAAUCAGGGUCCAUGGACUAAAAGCAUGGUACAAUCUUUGUCAUUGUACUUCAUACAAAGAGUAACACAUCAAAUGUUUCUUCACCAGAUGUUGAAAGUUCAAGCAAUACUUCCGGACAUGCUUCAUACUCUUACUGCAACAAGCUUGCCUCUUGCUUGUGUCUCUAAUACCUUGAAUAAACCCAGCCCUCUCCGAUUAAAUGUGUCCUUUCCUUCUUUUAAUGAUAUUAGUUGGAGCUUAGCACGAUUGAUAUACUUGUUCAACGUCCAACUUGAGAGAAAUGUUGCCACGAUCCUUGUGGUGCUCCUUGUGGCAUGUUCAUCAUUUGUUUUUAUUGGUGGUCUCCUGUUUUUCAAAUUCAGGGGUCAAAAACAAUCGUUAGAGGACUGCUUCUGGGAAGCCUGGGCAUGCCUUUGUUCAUCAUCAACUCAUUUAAAACAAUCAACACGUGUUGAGCGUGUUCUUGGCUUUAUUCUUGCCAUAUGGGGUAUAUUGUUUUACACUCGCCUUCUAAGUACAAUGACCGAGCAAUUUAGGAAUAAUAUGCAAAGACUCAGAGAGGGGGCCCAAAUGCAAGUUUUGGAGACUGAUCAUAUCAUCAUUUGUGGUAUGAAUAGUCAUCUGCCUUUCAUAUUAAAGCAGCUAAACAAGUAUCAUGAAUUUGCAGUCCGCUUAGGCACUGCUACAGCUAGGAGGCAGAGAAUCCUUCUUAUGUCUGAUCAUCCUAGAAAACAGAUUGACAAAGUAGCUGAACAAAUGGUGAAAGAUUUAUAUCAUGUUGACGUCCUUACAAAGAGUUGCAGCCUUAGUUUGACGAAAUCAUUUGAAAGAGCAGCAGCCAACAAGGCUCGUGCAAUAAUUAUACUGCCAACAAAAGGGGAUAGGUAUGAAGUUGACACCGAUGCUUUUCUAUCUGUUUUAGCCCUUCAACCAAUUCUGAAAAUGGAUUCUGUCCCCACCAUAGUCGAAGUUUCAAGUUCCAAGACAUGUGAGCUCUUAAAAUCUAUCUCAGGAUUGAAAGUAGAGCCGAUAGAAAAUGUUGCAUCCAAAUUAUUUGUUCAAUGCUCUCGGCAGAAGGGGCUUAUAAAGAUCUACAGACACUUGCUAAAUUACCGAAAAAAUGUAUUUAAUCUUUGCAGCUUACCUAACCUAGAAGGAAUGACCUAUAGGAAAGUAAGACAUGCAUUUCAAGAGGCAGUUGUCUGCGGUCUUUAUCGGAAUGGAAUGAUAAACUUCCAUCCAAAUGACAAUGAAAUCCUUCAGCAAAAUGAUAAAGUAUUAAUGAUUGGAUCCCUUCGUGAUAUAAAGAAGGCACAUGCAUACCCACGCAAGAAAGAAGGAAUUCAUGACCAAGGAAUUCAAGAACAAGAUGUUGAACACGCCAUAGAAUUGAGUAAAAAGAGACUAGCUAAUAUUGUAAAGCGUCCUAAAAGAUCAGGUUCCAAGGCAUCAGAUGGAAAUCUGGGACCGAGAGAGUGCAUUCUUUUGCUUGGGUGGCGCCCUGAUGUUGUAGAAAUGAUUGAAGAGUAUGAUAACUAUCUUGGUCCAGGAAGUGUUGUGGAAAUUUUAUCAGAUGAACCAAUAGAUGACAGGAUCAGGGCCAGCAUCCUUACUGGUCAAAGUAAUCUCAAGAAUGUUCGAAUUUCUCACAGGAUUGGAAAUCCUCUGGAUUAUGACUCGUUAAAGCAGACCCUUCUGAAUAUCCAGAAAUCUCUUGGUAAUGAAGAUAUUCCUUUGUCAGUUGCUGUCAUAUCUGACAGAAGAUGGCUUCUUGGAGAUCCAUCUAAAGCAGACAAGAAUUCUGCCUAUUCUCUCCUAUUAGCGGAUAAUAUCUGCAAAAGACUAGGAGUUAAGGUACAUAAUCUAGUUGCAGAGAUCGUUGAUUCGACAUUGGGUAAACAAAUUGCUAGAAUCAACCCAUCACUGACCUACAUUGCAGCAGAGGAAUUAAUGAGCCUUGUGACAGCUCAAGUAGCGGAGAACAGCGAACUUAAUGAAGUUUGGAAAGACAUACUAAAUGCAGAGGGUGAUGAAAUAUAUGUGAAGAAUAUCGGCCUUUACAUGAAAGAAGGAGAGAAUCCAUCAUUUUGGGAGCUCUCUGAGAGAGCAUAUUUGCGGAGAGAAGUAGCCAUAGGUUAUGUGAAAAAUAACAGGAAGGUUAUUAACCCAGUUCCAAAGUCAGAACCCCUCUCCUUUGAAUUGACAGACUCACUAAUAGUCAUUUCUGAGCUUGAAGGAGAACAGCCUGUGGUUUUGUAGUGCUAAAGCUUCAGCAUAAUCUUAUCUUCAUGCUGCUUCAUCGUUGUUGCAGGAGUAUUAUUGUUUCCACCAAAUUGUAUUAACCCUAGCUGAGGUUAUCUUAGGAAUCUCACAGUUGAUCAAGCCAUAGAAGAAUAAGGUGUGAAAUCAAUUAUCGUAGCCUAGGAGCAUUCAAAGUCUUGAGAUUAUGGAGUAGUUCAAUAAAUGGUCACAUUAUAGAUCAUUGAAGUUAUUCUGGCUAGGGAAGUAUUGUAUAUUUUCCUGUGACAAAAUAGGGGCUUAAUAAGUUGUAUUUUUUUUUUUUAAUCAGUUGUCUAAUGCAGAGAUUUUGCUAUCAGACAAUGUUAUAUUCACAGUUUUGAAGUACAUUUGAAAUCUCCUCUUUAAUAA
This is a messenger RNA of Prosopis cineraria, 3210 nucleotides long. Its product is annotated as putative ion channel POLLUX-like 2. The transcript is spliced from 25 exons. The coding region runs from base 265 to 2820 and encodes 851 amino acids. Lineage: Eukaryota; Viridiplantae; Streptophyta; Magnoliopsida; Fabales; Fabaceae. Gene Ontology annotation, biological process: potassium ion transport. The record is from RefSeq and is a predicted model, not a curated record.